CUGACACUUCUGAUCUGAUAGCAAAAACUCAACUGCCAUCUUUCUAAAGUAAAAUCAAAUGUACCAUCUCAUACUUCUGAUCUGAAAGCAAAACUCAAACUGCAGUGCAUGUGCGAGGAGCCUUCUCUUCAUGGAUCGGCUGCUAAAAGCUGCACGAACGUCCGGCUCUCUCAACCUAUCAAAUCGCUCCCUCAGGGAUGUGCCAAAUGAGGUCUACCAAAGUUUGGAUGCCGUUGGAAAGGAUGAAAAUUGGUGGGAGGCUGUGGAGCUACAAAAGCUCAUUUUGGCUCAUAAUAAUAUUGAGUCAUUGAAAGAAGAUCUUAGGAAUUUACCUCAACUUACCGUAUUGAAUGUCAGCCACAAUAAACUUUCCGACCUUCCAGCUGCAAUAGGAGAGCUUCCUAUGCUAAAAUCAUUAGAUGUGUCCUUUAACUCAAUACUAAAAAUACCUGAGGAAAUUGGAUCGGCAACUUCUCUUGUCAAGUUUGAUUGUUCUUGCAAUCGGCUUAAGGAACUUCCAAGCUCCAUUGGACAGUGCGUAGAAUUAUCAGAUUUGAAGGCAUCAAAAAAUGUUAUCAUUGGCUUGCCAGAAGAUCUAGUAAACUGUUCAAAGUUGACAAAACUAGAUGUGGAGGGAAACAAGCUGACUAUGCUUUCAGAGAAUUUGAUUGCAUCAUGGACAAUGCUUACUGAAUUCAAUGCAUCAAAAAAUUUGUUGAGCAGUAUACCAGAGAACAUUGGGAAUCUUUCACAUCUCAUUCGUUUUGAUCUUCAUCAGAACAAAAUUUCUUCAAUCCCACCAUCGAUAAUGGGAUGCUCUUCUCUUGUGGAGUUCUAUAUGGGGAAUAACUCACUGUCUUCAUUACCAACGGAGAUUGGGGUGCUUUCACGUUUAGGGAAUUUAGAUCUUCACUCAAAUCAGUUGAAGGAAUAUCCGGUAGAGGCAUGCAAAUUGCAUCUUUCGGUUCUGGAUCUUUCAAAUAAUUCAUUGACUGGAUUGCCCCCAGAAAUGGGCAAUAUGACUACCCUGCGAAAACUUUUGCUUACUGGAAAUCCUUUGCGAACUCUUCGAAGUUCAUUGGUUUCUGGACCAACACCUGCUUUACUGAAGUAUCUUCGAAGUCGACUUUCUGAGGGUGAAGACUCUGAAAUUACAACACCAACAAAAGAAGAUGUAAUUACCAGGGCAGCUCGAUUGUCUAUCGCUUCAAAGGAACUUUCUUUGGAAGGGCUUAGUUUGAGUGCUGUUCCAUCAGAAGUAUGGGAAUCGGGUGAGAUCAUAAAAGUUGAUCUUUCUAGGAAUGCCAUUCAAGAGCUUCCAGUUGAGCUUUCCUCAUGUAUUUCACUCCAGACUUUGAUUUUAUCCAGGAACAAGAUUAAGGACUGGCCAGGUGCAAUUUUAAAGUCACUUCCUAAUCUUUUGUGUUUGAAGUUGGACAAUAAUCCACUCAGACAGAUUCCAUCUGAUGGAUUUCAAGCAGUCUCUAGGAUUCAGGUUCUGGAUCUAAGUGGUAAUGCAUCUUCAUUACCGGAGCAUCCAGCAUUUUCAAGCAUGUCUCAUUUGCAAGAGCUUUACCUGAGAAGAAUGCAGCUGCACGAAGUUCCCUCAGAUAUAUUUAACUUACAGCAAUUGCGGAUCCUUGACCUGAGCCAAAAUUCCCUUCAAUCAGUUUCAGUGGAGUUCCAACGUCUUACUUCACUCUCUGAGCUUGGCCUAUCUGACAACAACAUCUCAGUACUUCCCCCAGAGCUGGGUUUGCUUGAACCGAGCCUACAGGCUUUAAGACUUGACGGAAAUCCAAUGAGAAGUAUCCGGAGGACAAUUUUAGACAGAGGAACCAAAGCUAUUCUGAAUUAUUUGAAGGACAAAAUUCCACAGUAGAAGUUCAUUCACAUCUUACUCCCUCUCUUUUCUUAUUUAAUUUUAUAUUAUUAUUUUAAGCUUCUUGUUAAAGACCACGUACUUGUACAUGUCUUGUGUGUAACAAUAUGUAACAUAUGACACAUGACUCAAUUCUGGUAUUCAAUACCCAUAUACUUGUGGGUUUUACUGUUUGUUUCCUAA
This is a messenger RNA of Quercus robur (English oak), 2065 nucleotides long. Its product is annotated as plant intracellular Ras-group-related LRR protein 6. The transcript has 21 exons. Gene Ontology annotation, molecular function: protein binding. The coding region runs from base 131 to 1882 and encodes 583 amino acids. The record is from RefSeq and is a predicted model, not a curated record. NCBI's taxonomy places the organism in Eukaryota, Viridiplantae, Streptophyta, Magnoliopsida, Fagales, Fagaceae.